Babjeviella inositovora NRRL Y-12698 is the source of this 432-nucleotide messenger RNA. RefSeq lists its product as uncharacterized. Bases 133 to 351 code for a protein of 72 amino acids. The transcript has a single exon. The record is from RefSeq and is a predicted model, not a curated record. NCBI's taxonomy places the organism in Eukaryota, Fungi, Ascomycota, Pichiomycetes, Serinales.
GGUAUGUCCGUUGCCAACUCUUCUGGUGACGUUCGGCGUCAACCUGAAAGACUAUCUUGCGUUGUGCUGGGGACUGUUAGGUCUACGAUCUCAAGUCUCGUACCUUGAUUAUGUUUUCUACGCCUAGUAACCAUGGAUAUUACAUUAUAUUUAUCGUCCUGUUUCAGACCGCAGCUAGUAGAGGUGUUAUCAAGUCACUCGUACCCGGCUCAGAUUCAAAGACGUAGUCCUCCCAAUAUCGCUGUUCAGGGGUAUUUACAAUCAUAUUUAACCAUUGGUACAUCCCCAUACGUGGGACGAUCAACCGCUUCUGGAGAUCAGCGGGCACCAUCUGAAUCUCCAUACCGCUAACAGUUGUUCAGCCUAGACUAGAAUCUCCUUCCAAACUCGUCAACCAGACCGCCAGAAUCGGGGGCCAUUCGGGGAUCCCCG